AUGCGGUUUCCCCUUCUUCAAGUUCAGACCGAUCCGUCGCCUUGCGCAGAUCCUGCAUCGGUGCCUCUUCCUCCUUCUCCCGUUGCAUUUCCAGUUGGAUCUGUGGAUGCGACAAUAUCCCCUCCAUUGUUAUCCUCUGGAUGUGAAACAUCCCCUCAGGUAGUUUCAGCGCCAAUACCGGCGCCAACGUUAGCGUUAGCGCCGGCUUCCACCAUGCCGGUAAUAUCCAAGGAUGAUGGUCCCCAAGUAUCCUUCGAGGAAUUUGCCACCAAAUACCGGCAAAGCCAACGGAAACAAGUCCAGAGGAAGCGACUGGAACAGCGCUUGCGCGCGACUAAGGUAUCGAUCGGAGUCUCCGCACGGAUGAUUCGCAUUGGAAAUACUAUGCAGCGUGGCCUCGUGGAAGCUCUCAAACAUGAUGACAAGGCCAAUUUUAUUGCGCUCUAUCAUAUGCUGUAUGAUCUUCAGGAGUCCUGUGUCUGUGUUUCCAACGACCAAUAUGGAGCCCAUUAUGAUUCUCCCGAUGGACAGGAUUCAAUCCCGGAUGCCGAUUUAGACCAUUCCUCGGAUUUCUUUCAUCAAUUAAGCCCGCAAUCCCAAGGAGAUCUGUUGGAAAUUCUACAACUGGUUCGCUCUAACCCACAGUUCUUGGUCGAUCGUUUACGCAGUUUUACUUCCGCCCAGCUGGCCGUAUUGACUACGCCAGCUGCCAUUCUGGAUACCAAUGAUCCCGCUUUCGCUUCUUCUCCUUCCUCUCCUUCCCGCUAUCAGAGCCAAUAUUCUUUUAAUCGAACCAUGGCCCAGGCCGCCCCAUUCAAGGACCAUAUUUAUGCCUUUGAGAGGACCGAUCCGCUAUCCAUUUUGCUUUUCAACGUGUUUGCUGCCCCCAUGGAACCCGAAACUCCCGAGGCCCAACCACGUGUGGACGUCUGGUCGUCCGUCUGUGCACAAUUAAUCGCUCAUGGCAGCAAUAGAUUCUAUCCCCUGAUUAGCCAGAUUCUUUCUUCCUGGGCCACUGGCAGUACUUGGAAAGCUCGCCCCAAAUUUGAACUGUACCUGAUGGAUAUCUUGCAAACCGGAGCCUUUCUCUUGGAACAUGUAGAACCUGCCGUUGGAUUGGACUUUGCCACUGAGGCCUUGGAUCCCCUACGAACGGAAGUCGCCGAGGAGUUUUUUGCUUCUGCCGUGGAUGACUUGUUUCGUGUUCUUGAUGAUCCUGACAGUGGUUUUCCUUAUGCUGUCUUGCAAUUUGCCAGGGCAGUACUAAGGAAAAUCGAUAACCCUGAUAUUCGCAGUCGCUUUUUGGAAUACCUGUUUUUGCAGUGGUUCUUCCCCAAGUUUCUUUACAGCGCCUUGACGUAUCCUGAGACCCACGGUUUGUUACUCGAUUUUCAUAUUCGCAAGGAUGCGCGUGAUAGGUUGCUCAACCAGGUUGGACUGCGCGCAUAUUCUCAAGUCUUCGCUUCAUUACGUUCCAUGCAUCACUACUCCAUUCUAAGGCCAGCUAUCAAGGAACGGGUCAAUAGUAUGCUUGGCCGGUUCGCAAGCACACCCACCUCCAAAUCUCCGAAUUUUGAUCGCUCUUCAUCGUCACGUCGUAGUCCUUCUACUUUCCUUUUGUUAUCUGCGGCCGAUGUGAAUACCCUGCUGGAUGCUCUUUUCCCACAGACACUCUCUUCAUUUCAGUCAACGCCGGCCUCGUCAAUAUUUUCGAUGGACUCCUCUUCAAUCUCUGCUCCCGAAAAUGAUCUCGCUCAGAAUGCCGCUCGAAUCCGGUUUGAGUUAACUGAUCUGGAUGAGCCAAGUGAACGUUCCAAACUGGAAUAUCCUUCUGAUGAGUACUGGACGAUAUUUUCCGUUUCCAAAGAUGGUCAUAACCUUGCAUGGAGCUUGCUUCCAAUUCCCGAUGCCGGAUUAUCGAAAGAUUCCGCUGUGGAGAGUGAUGACGAUACCCAGAAUCUUGGUCUGGAAGAAAAUUACGAGGCAUUGCAGACUGCCAUCGUUCGUCUUGUUAAGGAAAACCAUGUCUAUGACUCCGAUGAUGAGGAUUACCCUACAACAAGGUCUUCCAAGUCAGCUCCUAAGUCGCUAAAACAACGUUUCAACCAGGCCAUGGCAGCUGCCACAAAUGACUCUGACUUCGUCGGGGCUCAUUAUUGGUGGAAUGUCUCACGUCAACUCAAGCAAGGCCAAGGACGCCUAUCUAGCUCCCCUGAUGUUGCAGAUGAUUCAUGGAUUCUAGGCCCAAUGCACAACCUAUGCAUUCGUUCCUUGAACAAAUCACGAGCUGUCGUUGAGCGCUGUGAAACUGACUUUAUCUCUCUGGACCAUAGUUUGCGCCGGCUGCAAACCCGGGUCAAUGAUCUCAUGUCUACUCUCUCCAAAGUCCGGAAUAAGAUAUGGUAUAUGACGGAUGUCAAAAACUCGAUGAGGUAUGAGGAUGCCAAACACGUUGCCGUGGCCCUAAAGAAUAUGAACAAUCCUGCACGACCGUUGACAAAUAUGCCUGAGGACUCGAGGUCGCGAACUACAGCCCGGUCACUGGGUGGAUCCCUGUUCCAGAAGCCUGAGCUACAAGUGAUAAAUAUCAUGAAGGCACCGAACAGCCAGGGUGGCCCCAAGAAGCUGUCCGAUGAGCAAGUUGAGCUUACUCGCAAAUGGUUGUCUCACAAUGGUAUUGAGAAUUUCUGCAAAGGCGAAGAGAGAAUUCAUCGCUUCUGCUAUGAAGUUCAAACGAGCAUUUAUCAACUGGUGGGAGAAACCAUGGCAGAGACACCAGUACUCUGGGCAAGUGAAUUGUUUCAGCGAGAGCGAGCAAGAUACGAAAGCCACGGUGCUCGUGCUUUCCCUUCCUUGUCUAUUCCGACAACUCCUCGCCCGUCCACAACAGCGAGCGAAGAUCCUAUAAACAUCUCUCAGUCUAGACUGUCGCAAGACAUGCCAUCGCUGAGUCGCAAAUCUUCUAUACAGAGCUUGCUCUCUGAUAAAUGGCGACCGCAGCGAGACUUGCCUUCCAUCGACAUGAGUUCUCUCGGAGGCUCCCCCGGUCGCGCUGCAUCUGUCUCCACGACUACCACCGACACACUCAGUACCUUCUGGUCAAGGCCACAGCGUCAACCUGUCUACGCCGCUAGCGUCUCCAGCGCAUACUCAAGACCUCCAUCUAUGUUUAGUAAGACUAUUAAUCGUCAACCUCGGCGCAACGAGCGCAAGGACCAAGGACGGGCGGCACAAGACAAGACAGCAUUCAUGGAUAACCUACGACAAACCCUCACUAGUCUUUUGCUGAGCGACCUUGGAUCACCCGUCUGGAGCUGCGGCAGCGAAACAGAUGCAUGGUUUACGGGCACUCUCGACCAGGCUCGCGUAAGAGUACAGAUGAAGAAGCGAGCUGCAGUGCACAAGUUCUAUGUAGAUUAUGAUGAAAGGUCGAAAAGUCUUCGUGAACGCCGACAAUCUGGGAGUCGUCGGAGCAGGUCUCUUGACGCCCCUCGUUUGCGUGCCAGCAUGCACAGCCAAUCCUCCUCAGAAUCUUCUGAUGCUCAGCGUGAAUCAUCAGAUUUGGGUUCAGGCUCAUUACAAGAUGAUGACCAGUCGCUUUUUUCGUAUAAAGCAGUCUUUCAUCGAUUGAUCGAGGUGUUCUCUCGGCAUGGAAAUCCUUUCGUUAAACUUAACGCACUCCGAGAUCUACGUGCACUCGUCAUUGCCUCACUGAUAUCAUCCCAAGAGCCAAACCCUGCUCACAUUCGCCCCGUCUCCCCCGAAAACAACAGGGCACGAGGCAACAAUAACCGGACUGCUCAGAGAGCCGGACGAAGCAGUUUCUCGGAGACUCAACUUUCGAAGGGUAAUCAACUGGACGCGGGACCGUCCAUAUCCCCGCCCAAAUCUGUCACUUGUGGCUCGCGCCCAUCGGACCAUCCAACCCCAUCUGAAGAUAAGAUAGUGGCUACUCUUCGGGAUUUACUGCUGGAGGUGAAACCCAAGACCCUUUUCCGGGAUCUUCAAUUCAUCUCAGCGUUCAUUCCACCCGACCAGCUCAGCAAGGGUGACCAGGGCACGGCGUUCCUGCAAUUUGGUCUCGCCGCUCUAAGUCUCAAGGAUGAAGUGUGUCACAGUAUGGUCGAGAUCGCAGAUCGUAUAGUCUCUCAGGAGCUUUUGCGUCGUCAUCCAUUCGGAUCGGACUUUUAUCCCCGCUCUGGCUAUGACCGUACCCUUGAAGAUGCUGCAGGGAUGUGGAUUAUCACUGCUAAGGAGGGUAACCCUGUCGCUCAGCGCGAACUGGCUAUCCUAUACCUCACUCAUCCCGAGUUAAUUCCACGUGUGACAUUGCCACUCACACGUCCCCGUGACACUUUCAAAGCUGAAAUGAUGUACAUGCGUGGUAAGGACUCCAAGUCCGAUCCACAAAGCAUGUGUCUGGCACUGCACUGGAUGCAGUUGUCUGCCAGUGGAGGUGAUCUUCUUGCUCGUAACCGGCUUCGCGAGCGAGAGGAGUUUGAUUCAAUUGCAUGA
Penicillium malachiteum is the source of this 4515-nucleotide messenger RNA. RefSeq lists its product as uncharacterized. The transcript is spliced from 3 exons. The coding region runs from base 1 to 4515 and encodes 1504 amino acids. Lineage: Eukaryota; Fungi; Ascomycota; Eurotiomycetes; Eurotiales; Aspergillaceae. The record is from RefSeq and is a predicted model, not a curated record.